UCUGGACAAUGUUUAUUACCAAAUCGCCAAGUGCGGCCUGUCGCACUGGAUCAAGAUCGACCAUUCCUUCUUGAUAGACUGAACAGUUCGGAAGGACGUCUGGGACGAUAAGGACUGGAAUCCCCGUCGAUCUGACACACCGUAAUUUGAUGCGACUGUUGCAUCAAAUUACGGUGACGUAAGCGCCGUUGACAACGCUAACAGCAAGAACAGGCAUCAAGCUAACAGCACUUACAAUGCUGUAAGUGCCAUUAAAGGCAAAAAUUAGACUUACAGCAUGGCGCUGGAACAGAUCCCAUCCUUAAGUCGAGGAUGUAUUACACCAAGUAAGGUACAAGCCAUGAAGCUGCUGAAUCUGGUGGUGUCGGUCCUCAUAGGUCUAGGGGGAAAUGAGCUAUCGGAAGCUUCAAACGGAGGGUCAUCAGUCUCUUCGGAUGAUUCGCUGGUAUCAAGAUUUGCAGAGUCGACAGAUGUGAAUUAUGCAGAGGUCAAGAUGAAAACCACUAUGGGAACCAUCAUAGGCUUACGGGUUCCUUCUGUCCCGCCUCACGUAGCCAACUCUCAUCAUUAUGCAUUCAGGGGAAUACCCUAUGCCAAACCUCCCGUAGAUGAACUGCGAUUCCGCGACCCUGUUGACCUGAAAGGCGCUUGGCCAGGAAGACUCCUCAAUGCCACCCAGUUUGGAUCAGUUUGCACCCAGUACGAUCCAUUAGGUGACAAAGUUUAUGGCUCAGAGGACUGUCUAUUCUUGAACGUCUUCACACCAUACUUACCAGUUCCAUCACUGACAGGUAAGAGCAAAAAGGAUUCGGACGAACUCCUGCCGGUGCUAUUCUUCAUUCACGGAGGCGCUUACGUUCGUGGAGCAGGCAACCCUUACGGACCUGAGAGGCUCAUGGCAAGAAAUCUGGUUUUCGUGACAUUUAAUUACCGUCUUGGGGCUCUAGGUUUUCUGAGCACGAGAGAUUCCCUGCUUCCCGGAAAUUACGGAGCUCUUGACCAAGUGUCUGCUCUUCGCUGGGUCAAACGUCAUAUAUCCGAAUUUGGUGGGGACCCUAAACAAAUUACCGUUGGAGGAUUUUCUGCAGGGUCCGCUUCUGCCAACCUCCACUUAUAUUCUCCUCUGACGAAAGAUCUGGUGCACCGAGCGAUCAUGCUGAGCGGUGCCGCCAGUUGCACGUGGGCGGUUCAAGGGCGACCAGAGGUAGGAGCUCGCCUUUUGGCUGCGGAGCUGUCGUGUCCCACAGCGCCUACCGUCGCCCUCUCCUCCUGCGUCAAGAAGAAAGAUGCUGGGGACAUCGUGCGCGCGCAGUUCGCUGUAUUAAAACUAGAGUUCAUACCAGCGUGGUUCGCGCCAAUUGUAGACGGCGGUUUGAGGCCUCGUCCGUUCCUGCCGGCUCCACUGGACGAACUGUCCAUUCGCCCGGUUCCGGCUCUCAUGGGCAAAGUGCUCACAGAGGGACUGAUGUUCGCUGCUAACGCUGCGAUUCUGCACAGAGAUGAAACCAGUCCGUCCGCCCUGUAUGACGUCAUAACCCCCAUAACGUUUAUCAUGUGGAAUGAUUCAGAGACAUUUUCGGUGAUGGACUCUGUUGCUCAGAACUACUACUACUCAAGUCACGCUAGAGACUCCAAGGAUUUGCUGGUGGAAGGAUUCACUAAAGCGGCCACCGACCGCUACUUCCACUUGUGUGUGGACGACAUGGCAAGUCAUCUAUCAUCUCUGGGGUCGCCCGUAUACGUGUAUAUGAUGACCCAUAGAGACCCAGAGAGUCCCACCUGGGCGCUGCCUCACUAUCGCAAGAUGAAGGAGAUGGGUUACACCUCCCGCAUGCUGGCGGAGGGCGUGUCCCACGGCGACGACCUCCUCUACCUCUUCUCCGUCCCCUCCGUUGGGAAGAUAGAGUCCCAGAGAGACCAGAGGGUCUCUGACGUCAUCACUUCCAUGGUGGCGAACUUCGUCAUGAAUGGGAAACCAGAGGCUGAUCUGGAGUCCUUGUCUGACAUUCCUGUCUGGGAACCAGUGAAACCAGGAGAGCCUAUACCAUACUACGACUUAACCCCAAACCCAGUCAUGGUCCAUGAGUAUUUUGGGCUGCAGGCGCGAAACUUCUGGAAGCAAGUGGUACCUGGCGUCCUUUCCCUGUCAAGUAAACCAGCAGGAGAAAGUCAGAAUUUUGAAGAGGACUGUAGGCACGUAAAGGGUCUCUAGAUUACAUUUGCAGAUGUUUUCAUACUUUGAUGUUGGUCUAACAUAAUGAGGGAUUAUAAAGCCAUUUUGCUAAAAUUCCAUUAGCAUAACUACUUUGAUUGUGAAUAACUAAUAGUAAAUAACUGAUACUGGGCUUUCUGUGUUCUUCAGUUUUUGAUUACCCUCACAGUUGUCGUGUGCCUGUUUGUUUGUAAGUACAACACUUGCGGCAAAGAUGAUGAACUGAUGUAUACGUUCCAUAAUCUGUAUAUAUAUUGACUAUUUUAAAAUGUGAUUCAUCAUCUGAACAAUAAUGAUAAUACUAAUAAUAAUGAUUAAGCAAGCACAUAAAA
This is a messenger RNA of Macrobrachium nipponense, 2544 nucleotides long. Its product is annotated as carboxylic ester hydrolase-like. Bases 278 to 2212 code for a protein of 644 amino acids. Lineage: Eukaryota; Metazoa; Arthropoda; Malacostraca; Decapoda; Palaemonidae. The transcript has 14 exons. The record is from RefSeq and is a predicted model, not a curated record.